GUGACGGACGCGUCGUGAGAACUCGAGCCCUGGUUUUUUGGAGUUUUCCCACCGCUACCACCCACCAGACUACAGUAAAUAGAGGGAUCGUCUCUUGCGUAAAGACGACAUAGCUCUGUCUUUCCUUGGGGAUAACCGGAGGCCAAGGGCCUUGGAAAACCCGAUGUUCAGUUCGGCAUGGAAGCUGUCGUGAUAGCGAGUGGAGAAGCUGCUGGGGCCGACCCUCCCAUUUCUUUACCAGCUUUACCGAAAGCCAGGCCGACAAGCAGGAAAGCAAAGGUCGCUCGAAACGUGGCCACUGACCUUGGCGACGUGUGGGACGUUCCCUCCGUGGAGGGCGGAACUACCUUAGUAGAGGAGGGUCCUUCCACGAAGAAGAGAGUAACGAGAGCCAAAGCUGCUCCCAAACCGAAGAAGGCCCCAGCCAAACCCCGUGUGACGAAGCGUAAGGUCGUCGAACCGCCCGUCGAUCCCGAGGUGGAGGUGGAUAAAGCGUCGUUACCCGUAGAGCUCCUUGCGCCCACGCAUGCGAUCGAGGUUAAAGAUGACGACCAGGGACCAAAACCGGUGGAAGCGGGACCGAGGGAGAAUAGCAUACAAAUCGAACGACCCACACGUUCGCGCGUUGUUGCAAAGGUUCCGAAGAGCACCAGCGAUGAAUUUCUUCUCAACGACGAAUCUCGCAUCAAAACUGCUGUAGGCAACGGCCAUGUGAUCAGCGUCAUGCAUGAGACAGGAGAACGCUCGACAGAACAGCAGUCUGAUGCCGAUGAUUCUGUACAGAUCACAUCGGAAGCUGCGUCACGCGGGACAAAAUCGAUGCUUUCAAAUCACUCCACUCUGGUCACCUGGCCUCAAUCCACCGAACGAACAUCCGUCUCUUCCGUGCCAGGCGCAAAAUUGGAGAUACCGCAUGACUCAAGGGAAGGGGAAUAUGGGGAGACAACCACUGCGCCGAGUAAACGAGUCUCGAGGGCACCCAGUGCUCAAAGCUCCACUCGCACCAGAGCACCGAAACGGCUCAAAGUAAAGGAGAAGGCGGAGCAGGUCGCCCCCAAGCCACCGAAAAAGGCGCCUGUAAAGCGAAAAGUUGCUCCACAACUAGGAGAUCUGGUCUUUACGUUUUCAAGGUGUGAGGGGAUCAGAAGAAGAAAAAAGAAAGAGCCAUUUCAGUCAACGGUACUUGAUGCGGGCCGUGCGAAGGAGCUGGUGGAACGAAAGUUGCCCAAAGUGCUGGUCUUCGGACAACACUUACACCAGACUAGGAGCUGGGACGGGUCUUGCCAGAUGGACGAAGAUAUUCCACGGGCCGCUCCCUUGAUGAGGGCAGAAGGAAAUGCGUUGUCUUUGUGGAAUCUCGCCUCUACAAACUGGGAUAUCUCCGCGUUUCCUCCUGCACAUCUGCUGCUCGAUUGUACCUUUGGUCUGCAAAAUUCACAGGACGCACCGUCUCCAUCGCCUGGCGACCCCCCAACGCAGCAGGAGCGAAAGCUCGCGAAGGAGACAGAGGGUCGGAUUCUGACCAUUAUGGCAGUUUACGAUAGUGAGGCGCGGACCAAGGAAAAAGAGCUCGAAGAGGAGAUUGCCCGCUUGAAGCGCACACAUUCCAAUUGGAAGCGCACCCACCUUGCUAAUCGCAAUAUGGAGAUUGAACAAGUGAAGAAACAUGCAGCAAAGGAAGCUCAUCGAAUCCGGCCCCCUGUAGGUACUACUGCGGUUGCAGUGCCUUCUUUGCGUCCUGAGCCGAUUGAGUCGUCACAUCUCGACACGAAACCGACAGAAAGCGAGCAACAACCCGAUGUGAAGAAGAAAUCUUUCGCAACUGUGCUACCUGAGGAUGAUGUCGGGCAUCCGGUGGGGAGCAACCUCGAGCUUACGGUGACAGAUGACCUUGAGGAGGUUGCUGAGCCCGCGCUAGCUUCGCGGGUUCCCGAGGAAGAGGCUGCGGGUGAGAUAAUGCACAAUUUGGAGCAAUCACAAGCUCCGCCGCGUGCCGAAGCAGUCGCGGCAACGCCACCUCCAUCUUCUCCCACUUUCACCAGCACACCGGUGGAACGAGGGGUAUCGACUAGCCCGGAGUUGUUCGAGCCUCCUUCGCGUUCUCGAAUGAAUCGGAAGGGAUCAGGACAUGGGCAGUGUUCACCUAUUGGCUCUUGUCCUUCACCCAUUCUCACAUAUGCGCUGGACGAAGCAGAUCACACUCCCGAACUACCGGACGAUGUUUACCACACUUCGCUCGUUUCCGAUGAUGAGGCCGGUGGUGUUCUAGACCAUGUUGCUAUCCCAAACAUUGUGCCCCAGAAGGAUCUGUCGGUUGCGAAGCCUUCGGCUCCGUCAAGCCGCGUUUGCCUGGACUCUGAUGAUCGUGAAAUUCUGGCCGUACUGCAAAAUCACGUCUCGCGCAUCACUUCCCAGAAAGAUCUCAAAGAUGCACCCUCUUCGCCGCAUUCAACCCGUUCGAAUAGGCCCUUCAGCAAAGCAUCGCAAGUGAUCGUCAUAGAUGAUUCUGAGGAUGAUGGAUUCGAGACAGUAAUGCCCGACAUUGGAGAGCCGGCUAGGUCGGCCUACAUCGAGCGCUUGCCGUCAUCUCGGUUUGGCGUAAAGGAUCAGACGGUUUUCGUAGUCGAGGAUGCUGAAGAACCAAAUCCAAGUCCGAGUUUCUUCGAUGAGGACCGUGGAAUGAUCUACUAUGAACGCUCGACGCACAUGGAAGAGCAGGUCUUCCGAUCUUAUUCGCCUGAAGUCGAGAUAACGGCAGUGACUCCUCCCAGAGCGAUUUCCACGACAAGGCAAGAGGUCGUGAUGGCGGACGGUGCGAGCGGCCUAUCUGUUCAGAAGCGACAAGCUCCCCUACUUCCCGCGCCGAUGACUGCGUCGCAUACUAUCGCAGAACCCAUUGCAUCCGCAACAGGGAGCAUGUCAGGGCCUUCUUCAAUCGUCAACAGCGCCGCAGACAACGACUCAAAUGAAAGCAUUGACAUCAAUGAACGACUAUACAUGUUCAUUCGCAACCAGACACAGUUGUACAGUCGUAUUUUGCGAUACGAGCCCCUGGAUUUUGAUGCGUUGUACACCCAGAUUACACAAUGCGAGAGUCUCGCCAGAUGCUCCCGGAAGGCGCUCGGGGCGUUUUUGGAUAGUAAGGCCAUCAACUAUGUCCUCCCUACAAAACCUGCAAAGCCCGGACAGAACAACCGCCGCCGAUGGAAAUGAACCCGAACUUCUUUCUACAUGGCGCAUAAGCUUUACAUCCGAGAAAGGCGUAUGAAGUGCGGAGCCUGAAACCAUGUUGUAGCUUACUUUUUUGGUUAAUACAGUUAUCGGAUAUUCAUGAUUUGGUUUUGGAAACUAAGGAA
Molecule: messenger RNA, 3356 nt
Organism: Fimicolochytrium jonesii
Lineage: Eukaryota; Fungi; Chytridiomycota; Chytridiomycetes; Spizellomycetales; Powellomycetaceae
Exons: 5
Coding region: 178-3213 (1011 amino acids)
Biological process (GO): DNA repair; DNA replication
Cellular component (GO): nucleus; Slx1-Slx4 complex
Source: RefSeq, a predicted model, not a curated record